AUGAGUCCUGCCGUCGCGCGCAGGGCCCUCCUGGGUGGGCUCUGCCUGGCGUUGUACUGCCUGUGCCAAGCCGAUAAGUCCUGGAGGCCUGUCUUUUUACCAGAUGAGUUCCAGAAGAAGGUCCAGUGUUCAGGGCCCUGUGAUUUCAUGACUGCAGCUGGGGACCACGGUCUGUCUUCUGUUGGGCGUCCUCAGGAAAAAGACGCGUCACAGCUCAGUGGCAAACACGAGUGGAAAAAACUGAUUAUGGUUCAGCACUGGCCUGAGACGGUGUGCGAGGAUGUUCAGAACAACUGCAGAGACCCUCCAGAUUACUGGACGAUCCAUGGAUUAUGGGCUGAUAAAAGUGAAACAUGUAACCGGUCAUGGCCGUUUAAUUUAGAGGAGAUCAAGGAUCUUUUGCCAGAGAUGAGGACAUACUGGCCUGAUGUGAUCCACUCGUCUCCCAACUGCAGCCAUUUCUGGAAGCAUGAGUGGGAUAAGCACGGCACGUGUGCUGCCCAGGUAGAUGCCCUCAACUCCCAGAAGAAGUACUUCAGCAGAUGCCUGGAUCUGUACAAGGAGCUGGACCUCAACAGUAAGCUCCUGAAGUUGGGGAUAAAACCGUCCAUCAAUUACUACCACAUUGAAGACUUCAGAGAUGCCCUUGCCAGAGUGUACGGAGUGAUACCCAAGAUCCAGUGCCUUCCACCAAGACAGGGUGAGGAAGUGCAGACAAUCGGUCAGAUAGAACUGUGUCUCACCAAGGAUCAUCAGCAGCUGCGCAACUGCACAGAGCCCGAGGAGCCACCAGCCCUGGGGCAGGAAGUGUGGCCGGUAGAUGUGGCUGCUGAAGGCCUGAGGGUCUGUGAAGAUGGCCCCGUCUUUUACCCUCCACCUAAAAGGACCAAGCACUGAUGCCCACAUUUUGGAAAUAUUAUGUUUUUAAACACAAGAGAAAUUCACAAACCAUUG
Messenger RNA from Carlito syrichta (Philippine tarsier), 954 nucleotides. It is a transcript of the gene RNASET2, whose product is annotated as ribonuclease T2. Gene Ontology annotation, cellular component: extracellular region. The transcript has 10 exons. The record is from RefSeq and is a predicted model, not a curated record. NCBI's taxonomy places the organism in Eukaryota, Metazoa, Chordata, Mammalia, Primates, Tarsiidae. Gene Ontology annotation, biological process: RNA catabolic process. Bases 1 to 897 code for a protein of 298 amino acids. Gene Ontology annotation, molecular function: ribonuclease T2 activity; RNA binding.